This is a messenger RNA of Melopsittacus undulatus (budgerigar), 788 nucleotides long. RefSeq names its product serine rich and transmembrane domain containing 1 (gene SERTM1). The transcript is spliced from 3 exons. The record is from RefSeq and is a predicted model, not a curated record. NCBI's taxonomy places the organism in Eukaryota, Metazoa, Chordata, Aves, Psittaciformes, Psittaculidae. Gene Ontology annotation, cellular component: intracellular membrane-bounded organelle. The coding region runs from base 330 to 653 and encodes 107 amino acids.
CGGGAACGGGAGAGGGAGCUGGAGCUGCAGCCGGAGCCGGGCGCGGGGCUUUUCUCAGUAUGCAGUCCUUUUAGAUCUGGGCGUGAUAACUAAUCACAUCCUGCACAUUGGACACUUGGCUUUCAUCUCCAUAUAUUCCUGCUUUUCUGAAGGAUACAAUCUCACAUUGUCCUGGACUGGAGCAGUAAAGGAUAAAUCUGAUCACUGGCUGACUUGUCAUCUCUUUGUAGUGAUGGACAAAUGGUCGCCUAAAACAACCCUUUUGUUAUGCUGCUAAAACUACCUUUGAAUCCAAGAUCUGUUGUGAUUUUUGAAACACAAACCCAAAAAUGUCAGAACCCGACCCUUCAUCUGGAUUUAUAGAAAACAUGGAAAAUGGGACUUUUCUGGAGCUAUAUCCCACAUCCCUUUCAACUUCAGUGGAUUCAUCACCUGGCCGUUUAUCCAAUGUCUAUGUCUAUGUUUCAAUAUUCCUUAGUCUCUUAGCUUUUCUCCUUUUGCUAUUGAUCAUUGCACUUCAGAGGCUGAAAAACAUAAUUUCUUCCAGUUCCUCCUACCCAGAAUAUAAUAGUGAUGCUGGAAGCUCUUUCACUAAUUUAGAGGUUUGUAGUAUUUCUUCCCAGCGCUCUGCUCUCUCAAACCUUUCUUCAUGAAACUAAAUGGAAGGAAACAUACAGUGAACGGAAAAGCUUUGCCCAGUUUCUUGGAAAGGUAGUGCAUGCAACAUUUGCCUUAGAAGACAAUUAUGAGGAGGUGGCUUUCAAAGUUUCCGUAGGGUUUCUUUUCUU